AUGGUCAGGAAUAAGGGCAAACCGAGCGAUCCGGGUGGAGGGUCGUCGCCCUUACCCGAGCUCAACGAUCGCACCUUGCCGGAAUGGCUAGACGCCAAGGGGGAGCAUGGUCCGGUGACCGUGCUGCUUAUGGCACCGACACACCGCGAGGGCAAACUGCCGAACAACCCGUUCGUGAUCGCGAAGUCGGUCAAGGAACAGGUGGGUUCCAUCUCGGCCGCGUACCGAGACAAGGACGGCCAUCUGGUCAUUAAGGUGCGCUGCCCGAAAAAGGCAGCGAAGUUGCUCGACAUGAAGGAGCUGAUCGACGGGACGAAGGUCACGGUGAUUGAGCACACGCGGCUGAAUCAAGCCAAAUGCAUAACCACCUGCCAUACCGUUGAGGAGUUGUCCGAGGAAGAGCUCACCGAGGAGUUGGCCGACCAGGGCGUCAUUGGCGUCCACCGGCUUGGACGAAAAGGUGGCAAAUCGGCCACUAUGGUCAUAACCCUCCGUGGCACGGUUGUGCCCAAAGAAAUUUUCUUUGGGUUCGACCGGUGCGCUACACGACCAUACAAGCAAGCUCCCAUGCAGUGCUUCAAGUGUUUCGGGUUCGGGCACACCAAGGCGCGGUGCUCGGCAGCGGAAGAACUCUUCCGCAACUGCUCCAAGGCGCACCCGAUCGCUAAGGACCAGGAUGGCAAGACGUUGUGCGAAGCAGCACCUAGCUGCAAACAUUGCAACGGGGCGCACUCACCGACGAGCCGCACAUGUCCGCGGUACGCCGAGGAAGAGGAGAUCAACGAGAUCCGUACAAAGGAGGACAAGUCGGCGCGCGAGGCUCGUCGGCUCUUCGAUGAGCGGAAGGCUGCCUCGAGGAGCGGCACUAGCUACGCCGCCAUCACCGGCAGCGGAAAUAGCGAUGCCAAGCAGUACGAGAACAUCAAGAAGGAGCUAAACGACACAAAGCUGGGGCUCAAGAAGGCCCUCACCGAGCUUGCAAUCCUGAAGGAAGUCAACGCAAAGGCCGAGGCGGCCAAGAAGGAGCAGGAACGUACGAGCCGUGCUCUGGAAAGGGCACUCGCUCAGCUGACCAAACUGAAAGCGACCAUCAGCCAGAACAAGAAAGCUACCGACCGUACGACGCCAGCCGAACUGAUCCAGAAGGACUCCAGUUCGGAGAUGGAGAUCAUCGAGGAGGAUGGACGUAAGCGACGACGCCCGUCUAGCUCCGAUGACCAGGAGGAAGAGGAAGAGGAAGAUGACGACGACGAAGACGAAGACGAAAAGGAGAGCACACCAGCUGCUCCCAAAAAAGCCACAAAGAGCGACCUCGCCACACCAACAGCCACCAAACCAAUCAAGCCUAUCAUCAAACCCACCAAAACAAAGAAGGACCUCAAGACCAAGGGUCAAACGGAAGUGAAGCCAAACAACAGCAAACAAAAGAAAAAGCAGUGA
Messenger RNA from Culex pipiens pallens (northern house mosquito), 1440 nucleotides. RefSeq lists its product as uncharacterized. The record is from RefSeq and is a predicted model, not a curated record. The transcript has a single exon. NCBI's taxonomy places the organism in Eukaryota, Metazoa, Arthropoda, Insecta, Diptera, Culicidae. Bases 1 to 1440 code for a protein of 479 amino acids.